UGUGUGUGUGUGUGUGUGUGUGUGUGUAGGUGGGUGUGUGUGCGCGUGUGUGUGUGUGUGUGUGUUCUACAACAGCACGUCUCUGUUUCGACCCUCUCUGCAGUAUGUUUGCUCAUUAGAGUUGCAUCCUCUGGUCUUAAAGUUAAAACAGUCAACAUGAGAUGCUCCUGCAGAUCUGAAAGCCGGGAUCUCCUUCAGUGGUUGGUGGUGAUUGGUUGAUGAUGGUGCUGUUGGCGCUCUGUGUGUUUGCAACUGUGUUCAACUGCCUCUCUGCCUCUGCAGAAGUCUGCACCAAUGCCUUACUACCUGGAGCUAAAGGAGACCAAGGUGAGAUUGGAGAGGAGGGAGAUCAGGGAAAACUGGGAAAGAAUGGACCUUCAGGACCUCCAGGAGCAUCAGGAGAGACGGGGCUCAAAGGAGAGGUGGGCCAAACAGGAAAGAUGGGCCCUAUUGGGGACGAUGGUAACAACGGCGAUACAGGUUUGGAGGGACUCACUGGUUUAAAAGGGAAACCAGGCACAACAUGUGACUGUGGCAGAUACAGGAAGGUGGUUGGACAGCUGGAUGUCAAUGUAGGCAAGCUGAGGAAUGCUGUCAAGUUUGUGAAGAAUGUCAUCUUGGGGCUGAAGGAAACAGAAGAGAGGUACUACCUGCUGGUGAAGGAGCCUAAGAGGUUCAGAGAGGCUUCAAUGAACUGCAAGUUGAGAGGAGGCACCCUAGCCAUGCCAAAAACCAGCAACACCAACCAUCUAAUGGCAGACUAUGUCAGUCAGGCAGGAUUGACAAGAGCUUAUAUAGGAGUGCUGGCUCAAAGCAAGGACACAAAUGGAACAAGCAGUUAUGUAUAUGCAGACUCCAGCCCUCUGCAGGGGUUUGCAGCUCGGAGCCCAGAAGAGGAGCUCAACUCCAAAGUAUCUCCCCGCACCACAAACUCAAGCUGUGUGGAGCUGCUCAGCACUGGGGCAUGGAGUCAUGUAGAGUGUGAAGCCGCCAUGUUUUUCAUCUGCGAGUUCCCAAAGAGCAGGAGAAGAGGAGGAAGUCCCGCUUCGGUACCAUCAUGAGUCAACGAGACAUUCAGACUUGCAUGCAAAAGAGAUAUAAGUAUACAUAGGACUGGCAUUUAUAGAAGCAUAAGCAUUACAUUCAAAGUCCUUUCUCAGUAAGAUUUUUUAUUUUGGUUGCAACCGUACCCUUAUAUUCAUUGUCGUUAAAUAUGUGCAUUGCUUUCUUGAUUCAUUGAUUUAUUGUUUGAUUGAUAAAAAUGCCGAUCGCAAUUUCCCGACACCUUCAAAUGGCUCGUUGUGUCCUUGUUUUGUAACCAGCAAAUAUUAACAUUUGAUAAAGCAGAACCAUUUCCUUUUUAGCUGUCAUUGUUGCAGAUUCAUUUCCUGUUGAUAUUCUGGACGAGCCAUGUGCAAAAACAGAGAAAUAAUGUAAUAUACAAAUGUACAAAUAUACAAGCAACAUAGAAGCAGCAAGUGUUUCUGGUGCUGUUCCCCAGACAGGACCCUGCAGGAUCCAGAGUAGCUGCUGAUCGAAGCCUUUUCUGUUUUCUUCGUGCCUGUAUCAAUUUUCUUGCAUUUUUGGAUAUAUUAAAAAAAGAGAUUGUUGAAGCUUUA
Messenger RNA from Cyclopterus lumpus (lumpfish), 1619 nucleotides. It is a transcript of the gene colec10, whose product is annotated as collectin sub-family member 10 (C-type lectin). The transcript is spliced from 7 exons. The record is from RefSeq and is a predicted model, not a curated record. Lineage: Eukaryota; Metazoa; Chordata; Actinopteri; Perciformes; Cyclopteridae. Bases 219 to 1061 code for a protein of 280 amino acids.